AUGUACUAUAGUGAGAACAGCCUUGCAAAAGCCGCGGAUACGUGGCUACUAAAGAAAAAGCGUUGGUACAGCAGUGGAAGUUUGUGUGCCCUGAUGAUGCUAUUGUGGAGAAUGGGACGAGCUGGGAGAAGUUUCAUGCCGUUGGCGUGGUGUGGUGGCAGCUGGCAGCCGUCCAUGUCCCCCGGAGAAGGCCCAAACACGCCAUCUGCCGCCACUGCCAUUGAGACGACGGCCGCCUUUUUUGUUGGCAUCACUGUACCUGAAUCCGCCCCCCCGAUCUUAUUCCUCUCCCCUACCUCCUCCCCCACUCCUCCCCCAACCAUGGCGCCGACGCAGGCCAACACCCCGCUGCCUAAUUCGCCGGGCCCGUUUCCCGUGGGCAUCCCCGUCGAGCCAGGCACGAGUUCGCUGUGGGACCGGUUGUCCAACUGGGCGUCGGAGAACAAGGGCGUUGUGUAUACGAUUGCCGGCAUCACAUUGGUGGUCGGCGCUGGCGGGGUCGUCUAUUACUUCUCCAAUGGCGAUGCGCGGGAUGGAGGCGCGACAGACUCACAGGCCAACAAGCGCAAGAGGCAACGCGAACGCAAGCGCGCAAAAGAGAGGGCAGAGAAGGGCUCAGUGGGCGGCAAGGAAGCGACAGUGGAGAAGGCCGAGUCAAACAAGGCAUCCGUCACAGCUGUGAGCGAAGAAGAACUGCCUGACGUGAACGAGGACACGGUCGGGGCACUGUCACCAGAGGACCGUAAAGACUAUGCUGCCAAGCUCAAGGCCGCCGGCAACAAGGCGUACGGCUCCAAGGACUACAAUCGGGCCAUUGACUUGUACGGCAAGGCCAUCCUCUGCAAGCAAGACCCCGUCUUUUACUCGAACCGCGCGGCCUGCUACAAUGCCAUGAGCGAGUGGGACAAGGUCAUCGAGGACACAACGGCGGCCAUCAACCUCGAUAACGAAUACGUCAAGGCGCUCAACCGACGGGCCAAUGCAUACGAGCAGGUGGAGCGCAACAGCGAGGCCCUGCUCGACUACACGGCCAGCUGCAUCAUCGACGGCUUCCGCAACGAGAGCAGCGCGCAGAGCGUUGAGCGCCUGCUCAAGAAGGUGGCCGAGGCCAAGGGCAAGGCCAUCCUUGCCGGCAAGGAGAAGAAGCUGCCCAGCCCCACGUUUGUCACAAACUACCUGCAGAGCUUCCGGCCUAAGCCCUCGCCCGCUGGCCUCACCGACGAAGAUGAGCUGGACGAGGAGACGGGCAAGGGACAGCUGCGCAAGGGUCUCAGAGCCAUGGCAACCAAGACGGGCGAGGGCUACAACGAUGCUGCCGCCGCCUUUGUGCGCGCUGUAGAGCUGGGUGACUUGGGCGAGCACGAAGCCUUUGCCUAUAACAUGCGUGGAACCUUCAGCUACCUGAAGGGCGACAACGAAGACGCUCUGCGCGACAUGGACAAGAGCAUCGAACUGCAGCCCACACUCACCCAGAGCUUCAUCAAGCGCGCCAGCAUGCAUUUGGAGCUCGCCAACCCCGACGCCGCCGAAGCCGACUUUGCCGCCGCGCUCGAACAAAAUGCAAACGACCCCGACAUCUACUACCACCGAGCACAGCUGCACUUCAUCAAGUCUGAAUUCGGCGAGGCCGCCAAAGACUACCAGAAAUCCAUCGACUUGGACAAGGACUUCAUCUUUUCGCAUAUUCAACUCGGCGUCACCCAAUACAAGAUGGGCAGCAUCGCCUCGUCCAUGGCCACUUUCCGCCGCUGCAUGAAGAACUUCUCCACCGUUCCAGACGUGUACAACUACUACGGAGAACUGCUCCUCGAUCAGCAAAAGUACCAAGAAGCCGUUGAGAAGUUCGAUACGGCUGUCGAGAUGGAGAAGACGAGCAAGCCCAUGGGCAUGAAUGUGUUACCGCUCAUCAACAAGGCGCUCGCACUCUUCCAAUGGAAGAAUGACUUCAGCGAGGCAGAGAAGCUUUGCGAAAUGGCCCUCAUCAUUGACCCUGAAUGCGACAUUGCCGUCGCGACCAUGGCACAAUUGCUACUACAGCAAGGAAAGGUCACAGAUGCGCUCAAGUACUUUGAGCGUGCCGCGGAGUUGUCGAGAACAGAGGGUGAGAUUGUCAAUGCGUUGAGUUAUGCUGAGGCGACGAGAACACAGCUGGAGGUGCAAGAAAAGUACCCCAAGCUUGCGUCGCGGCUAGGGGCAAUGGGCGGAGGAGCCGGCGGUUUCGGUGGCGGGGGCAUGCGAUAA
Plenodomus lingam JN3 is the source of this 2241-nucleotide messenger RNA. RefSeq lists its product as uncharacterized. Gene Ontology annotation, biological process: protein import into mitochondrial matrix; protein insertion into mitochondrial inner membrane. Gene Ontology annotation, molecular function: protein binding; protein-transporting ATPase activity. NCBI's taxonomy places the organism in Eukaryota, Fungi, Ascomycota, Dothideomycetes, Pleosporales, Leptosphaeriaceae. The record is from RefSeq and is a predicted model, not a curated record. Gene Ontology annotation, cellular component: mitochondrial outer membrane.